CUAUAGUUCUGGCUCUUUCCUCUACUCCAGAUUCUACCAAGCACAUCGUCCUGUCCUUCCCCAUUAUCUCCAAUUCUUCCCCCGAUUCCAAGCCAUUCAAUUCGACUGUACAACCUCUGUGCCAUCUCAAACAGCAACACCGAAAGCUACAAGUACUGCCUGUAUAAGCAGUUCUGACAAGCUCCACGACCACGCUACCCCGCGUCGAAGACGUCGCAUUACAGGCGCAAACGUCCAACGGGUAAAGAAAAGAAAAACUUUAAAAUAACCACAAAAACAAUGGCAGCCGCUGUUGAACACGCCCGCGUGCAUCAUGAACUCAAUGCUUCAACUCCCGAGUCCAUCCCCAAAAGUUCGAUUCCUGCCGCCAUGGCCUCUCCCGCUCCCGCUCCCGCCCCUGCAGCCGCUGAGACUGUCUCAUUGAAGAGUGAAGAAACACAAGCUCCUGCCAAAGAGACUAAAGGCCCUGUAGUUGCUGAAGCACAUCUCGUUGAUACAUACCACCCUCCUCAGCGCAUGUUUGCUAAACACCCCCACCGGCCCCACCUUGCCAAUCUCGAGGAGUAUAAGCGACUCUACAAGGAAUCCAUCACACAACCCGAAAAGUUCUGGGCUGAACGCGCACGUGAACUCAUCUCAUGGGACAACGACUUCAAGACCACCCAAAGUGGUUCACUUCUGAAUGCUGAUGUCUCAUACUUCAACGAAGGCCGCCUGAAUGCCUCAUACAACUGUGUUGACCGUCACGCUUUCAAGGAUCCCGAUCGUGUUGCCAUCAUCUACGAGGCUGAUGAGCCCAGUGAGGGACGCAAUGUUACGUAUGGCGAGCUACUGCGGGAAGUCUCUCGAACUGCUUGGGUUCUCAAGCAGAUGGGUGUCCGCAAGGGUGAUACUGUCGCUAUCUACCUACCCAUGAUUCCUGAAGCCAUCAUCGCACUUAUGGCCUGUGUUCGUAUUGGCGCAGUUCAUUCAGUUAUCUUUGCUGGUUUCUCCUCCGACUCCCUGCGCGAUCGUGUUGUCGAUGCUGGCUCCAAGGUCGUCAUCACAACUGAUGAAGGCAAGCGAGGCGGCAAGUUGAUUGGCACCAAGAAGAUUGUCGACGAUGCUCUCAAGCAGUGCCCUGCUGUUGAGAAUGUUCUUGUCUAUAAGCGCACAGGCUCAGAGAUCCCCUGGACCAGCGGCCGUGACUUCUGGUGGCAUGAGGAGGUUGAGAAGUGGCCCAACUACUUCCCUCCUGAGCCUGUCGCUUCCGAAGACCCCUUAUUCCUUCUCUACACUUCUGGUUCCACUGGCAAGCCCAAGGGUGUUUUGCACACGACAGCCGGAUAUCUCCUUGGUGCCGCCAUGACUGGCAAGUAUGUCUUUGAUAUCCAUGAGGGCGAUAGAUACUUCUGCGGCGGUGACGUCGGCUGGAUCACCGGUCAUACUUAUGUCGUUUAUGCUCCCCUGAUGCUCGGUGUAUCCACUGUCGUCUUUGAGGGUACACCCGCCUACCCUAACUUCUCGCGAUACUGGGACAUUAUUGAGAAGCACGACGUUACCCAGUUUUACGUCGCCCCCACCGCUCUGAGACUGUUGAAGCGUGCUGGCGAUGAGCAUGUCCGAGGAAAGUUCGCUCAUCUUCGGGUACUAGGCUCUGUCGGCGAGCCUAUCGCUGCCGAGAUCUGGAAGUGGUACUUUGAGGUUAUUGGAAAGGAGGAGUGCCACAUCGUCGACACAUACUGGCAAACCGAGUCUGGCUCCCAUGUUAUCACCCCCCUAGCUGGAAUUACUCCAACUAAGCCCGGCAGUUGCUCGCUGCCUUUCUUUGGUGUUGAGCCUGCCCUUAUCGAUCCAGUUUCCGGUGAAGAGAUUCAUGGAAACGAUGUCGAGGGCGUUCUGACAUUUAAGCAAUCUUGGCCCAGCAUGGCUCGUACUGUCUGGGGAGCCCAUAACCGGUAUAAGGAGACUUACCUUGACGUCUACAAGGGCUACUACUUUACUGGAGAUGGUGCUGCCCGAGACCACGAGGGUUUCUACUGGAUUCGAGGUCGUGUUGAUGACGUUGUCAACGUCAGUGGUCAUCGUCUAUCGACUGCCGAAAUCGAGGCAGCGCUAUUGGAACACCAUGCCGUUGCUGACGCAGCAGUUGUCGGUAUCGCUGAUGAGCUUACCGGCCAGGCUGUCAACGCAUUUGUUGAUCUUGAGAAGAAUGUUGAAGCAACCGAUGCUCUACGCAAGGAACUGAUUGUUCAAGUACGCAAGAGCAUUGGACCUUUUGCAGCACCCAAGGCCGUAUACAUUGUGCCGGAUAUGCCUAAGACGCGAAGCGGCAAGAUUAUGCGACGAGUGUUGAGAAAGAUUGUUGCUGGAGAAGAAGACCAGCUUGGAGAUACCACUACUCUAUCGGAUCCUUCUGUUGUGGACAAGAUCAUCAAGGCUGUUCAUGAUGCCAAGCGCAAGUGAGAAACCAACAACAAUAUAAGGAACAUGAUGCAUAUUACGUAGUGGAGUUAUAUACCAUCAAAUAUCAUGGAUACAAUGGAAGCGGAAAAGGGGCAAGUUUGGCUCCUGAACGUGGAGUGGAACAAACUUCCUCGUGGUGUUUUGGAUUUGGUGUUGGAAUCAGCCACGGUCUGAAAGAGGAUGGAUACUGGUGACUCGGGACCGUCUUAUGAGUUUGAUUUAUGAGCAUUACGAUUUUGGUUGCAUCUACAUAUAGCUUUUAGUUUGAGACAACAAUGAAAGUCUAAUAACAGUACAUCCCCCCCUAUCUGAUCAAAGACUGGUGACCUGACCUAUAAGGUAUGAUGGAAAGAUCUCAGCUUGACCACGAGACAGACGAAUAUUGAUGAAUGACAAAGAAAUGACUUAUGCACCAGCCAUGAAAGACGCGU
Fusarium graminearum PH-1 is the source of this 2876-nucleotide messenger RNA. Its product is annotated as acetyl-coenzyme A synthetase. Gene Ontology annotation, cellular component: cytosol. Lineage: Eukaryota; Fungi; Ascomycota; Sordariomycetes; Hypocreales; Nectriaceae. The record is from RefSeq and is a predicted model, not a curated record. The transcript has 6 exons. The coding region runs from base 280 to 2445 and encodes 721 amino acids. Gene Ontology annotation, molecular function: acetyl-CoA synthetase activity; AMP binding.